GUACGGAAUCGAGAGGGCCGUUACGCAGAGCAUGCCGGGAAAAGGGCGUUCUCCCUGCCAUUUCCCACUCCGAACUCAGCCCCGCACGGCAUUCUGGGGGAGGAAAAAUAACGUAGGCGCCGCCAUAUUGUCGUACGGUAACUGAGGAACAAGACCCCUCGGGGACAUACCGGAAAUACACCCUGGGCCUCGCGCCGCGGUGUGUGAUGGGAAAAGGCCUCGGGAUGUAUUUCCGGGGAGGGGUCGGAGCGGGAGGUUUGAGCGCGAGUUUCCAUAGCGACCGCGGAACAGACAAUCUUGUGACGUUCCUAGUGCCUUUGCAGUGUAAUUCCAUGGGGAAAGUACCACGCUAGUCCAAGUCCUCUGUUCCACACCAUACACUCUCGGCAUUGCUUAAAAACUAAACUUCACAAUGGAAGAGGCAACAGCUUACCUGAGAGAUGGGGUCCUGUCCCAUCUGGAAAAGCUGGAAGCUCAUGCACGGACACUAGCACUGAAGCAAGAAGAAACUCAGCAGCAACAGGAGAAGUUGGCCAGGCUCCGAGCAAGAGUCCAGGAACUGAGACUCCAGAGAGAUGAACUCCAGACCAAAGUUAACCUACAGCAAGUUGGGCUCAUCAGGCAGGAAAGGGGCACUGGCAGUAAUGUGGAGCCCAUUCAAGCAGUGGAGGCCAGAGGGAAAGCUCUUCUAAAAUGGGAAGUGGAAAAUGUCAAGUCCAUGCUGCAAGCCUUUCAUCUGACAGGGAUUAGUGGGAAAUUGACCAAACAAGGAGUCUGUUUCUGCAUCAGCACUGCUUAUGAACGCACCUACCUGGAUUCCUACUACCUGGACCUCCUCAUACAGCAACCAGUCCAGAUUCGUCACCACUCUGUCCCCAUUUUCAUCCCCUUAGAGGAAAUAGCUAAGAAGUACUUACAGACUGACAUCAAACGCUUCCUGGCUAUGUUGUCUGAGCACCUGAAUGCUUAUGCUGGAAGGAAAUACCAGGCAGAUCAGUUACAGGAACAUUUUUCAGCUUUCCUUGAAGGAACCUUGCAGAGAAACCUCUUGCAGAAUGUCCUGCUCUUUAACUAUGACGUGGAAACAGAAAGCAAGACCUUUCCAUUCAGAGCAAAGCUGGUUUAUGGAGAUGUCACUCGCAGUCUUCCAACGGAGGCCAUAAUUACAUGUAAAGCAGGGGAUGUUUCUGCAUCACUGUUGGAGAAGACAGCAGCUCAUUCAAACUUGUUCUGCCAUACAGCUCUGCACAAAGCCUUUGAUUCCUUCAAAAGAGCAGCAGAAAGACUGGAACAAACGGCAUAAGUGGACAGCACCUGUCCCCAGAUCCCAUGUACUUACUGUGCCUUCUGAUCACUGGAAAGCUCCUUGGGAGGCUGCUUUUCAAACUGGACUGCAGCCACGUUGCAGGAAAAUGCCGGAGGAACAGCUAAAACAGGUAAUAGUAUUGAGAACACUGGAUCCUUGCGUGGCGAUUAGAUGUUUGUUCUCCAGAUAGCCUUGUAGAGCUCCUCCCCUCUUGUGUAUUGCUAAAGGAUUGUUGAAAGACUAAUAACAUAGUUGCUACUGUGGCUCCAUAAUACUUCGCCAGACUGGAAAGAAAACAGAUGUGGGAAAUCUCUUUCACCAUUGGAAUGGGAAACGAGAGACUUUCAGAACUGUCAAGUCAACUUGACAAAAAUGUGACGAAUCAGCCCUCGUGAAAGCUACCAGGAAGUGGCCUCGGUGCCUGCAGUCUUUCCUCUAGCCCUGUAAUUUCUGCAGGGCUCCGCAAUGGUUCUGCUGUAUGGGUCAGGCUUAUGUUAUAGCACUUAUACUCUUAAACUUGUUACUAAAUGUGCCUCAUGACUAAAGCAGCGAUAAUCUUAAAAAUCUAAUUUAUGUGUUACUAUGGUAGCGUGUGGUUAUUUCUCUCAAGUAGGAUGAGUGAUAUUUGACUAGGCAGAUUUUCUUCACGCUUCUCAUGUAUCAGCCCAGUGCAACAGUGUUUGAGUUGCACAUACUGCAGAGAACUGUUUGAUUUUAAAAAUUCCUCUGGAAUAAAACAAAUGUUAGAUUUUAUUAUAAGCCCUGCAGGAGGCCAAAUUUAGCCUGCUCUUCCCUUAAAUUACAACCUGAAGUUCUGAUACAUUGGCCUAGAUUUUUUUUAUUACAGCUGCAUCAUUUCUGAGUAGAAAGUUGUUGAAAGCUAAUUUGUAGGGGGUUCUAAUGAAGAUUUACAAAGAAUUGAGCAGAUUGUUGCAGAAAUACUUGAUUCUCAAUUGCAAUCGUUUGUCAUAAGAAUGGCCAUAUUGGGUCAGACCAAAAGUCCAUCUAGUCCAGUAUCCUGUCUUCUGACAGUAGCAAAUGCCAGGUGCUCCUGAGGGAGUGAACAGAACAGGGGAUCAUCAAGCGAUGUCUCUCCUGUCAUCCAUUUCCAGACUCUGACAAACAGAGGCUAGGGACACCAUUCCUACCCCUCCUGGUUAGUAAGUAUUGAUGGCCCUAACUUCCAGGAAUUGAUCUAGUUCUUUUUUGAACACUGUUAAAGUCCUGGUCUUAUCCUCUGGCACAGAAUUCCAUGGGUUGACUGCAUUGUGUGAAGAAAAACUUCUUUUUGUUUGUUUAAAACCUGUUACCUAUUAAUUUCAUUUGCUGCUUUGAACUAACCCCUCUUCCCUCCUCUCCACCCC
Messenger RNA from Pelodiscus sinensis (Chinese soft-shelled turtle), 2670 nucleotides. RefSeq names its product centromere protein O (gene CENPO). NCBI's taxonomy places the organism in Eukaryota, Metazoa, Chordata, Testudines, Trionychidae. Gene Ontology annotation, cellular component: Mis6-Sim4 complex; kinetochore. The record is from RefSeq and is a predicted model, not a curated record.